AUGAAACUGGGCGCAACGUCAGACGUGACUGCACUUAUAGGGGCCACCAACGGCGGCUACUACGCCGGAGGAGCCUUUGGAUCAAUCUUCAGUGGCUACUUUGCACACAAAUACGGGCGUAAGAAGUCUGCUGCUCUUGCGGCACUGAUCAUCCUCAUAUCGAGUUCUCUUAUAGCGGCCUCUUAUCAUAUCGCCAUGUUCAUCACUUUCAGGGUCUUCCAGGGAUGGGGAUCGUUUCAGAUGUUGUCUACAAUUCCUAUGUGGAUGGCUGAGUUGGUCCCUCCUCACAGGAGAGGCAUGUUAGUACAGAUCCACCCAGCCAUGAUCAAUACUGGAUACACCGUUGCAUCCUAUACUGGUGUCGGGUUCUUUUACUACACCGGUGGCGGGAAGGACACUUGGCGUGGACCUCUGGGGCUUGCAGGACUGUUCCCUCUACUGCUUUUGCUUGGAAUUUACUGGAUCCCAGAAUCACCCCGGUAUCUGUUAUUCAACGAUCGGAAGGAGGAGGCUUGGGACGUCCUUCGACAUCUUCAUUCAGACCCAAGAGAUCCCAACCAUCUCUUUGCGAAGAAUGAACUAGAUCAAAUCGAGCGGCAAGUUCAGCUCGAUAACGCAGAGUCUGCUAAGUCUAUCUCCGGGAACUACGUCAAGAUCUUCCAGCGAGCUUCUUUCAGAAAGCGGUUCGUCAUGACCAUCUUCUUGACUUUUGCGCAGAUGAGCUCCGGUGCUUUGGUUGUAAACAACUAUGGUGGCUUGAUCUACAAGAGCCUCGGGUUCAGCAAUUCUGCGGUUCUUCAAAUGCAGGGCGGCUAUCAAUUAUGUGGAUGGGUUAUGAACACCGCGAACAUGUUUUUCAUCGACAGGUUUCCACGAAACAAGUUGAUGUGCUUGGGAUUUGCCACUUGCGGAAUUACCGUUAUUAUUGAGGCUGCUCUUCAGAAGCACUAUCUCGGGACGGCCUACCAGCCAGGACUGAUUGCAUGCACGGCAUUUCUCUUCCUCAACGUCACAUGCUUCGGCUUAUUUGUAGAAGGUCCAGGUUUCACUUACAUUGCAGAGAUAUGGCCUACCUUUCUCAGAGGCGAGGGCUAUGCUCUUGGGAUGUGCAGUCUUUGUGUAACGAGCAUCAUCUGGCUUCAGUCAGCACCCACCGCCUUCGAGACGAUCGGUUGGAAGUUCUAUAUCAUCUUCAUUGUCAUUGAUGCUAUUGCUGCGGUUGUUGUAUGGUUUUAUCCUGAUACUCUGGGAAAACCCCUUGAAGAAAUUGCGGGUGUCUUUGGAGAUACAGAUAUGGUUGCUCUGGUUCCUCAGCGAGAUGGGUCAAAGUCGGACAGCGGAAAUAAUUUUGAGUGA
This is a messenger RNA of Fusarium musae, 1356 nucleotides long. RefSeq lists its product as uncharacterized. Gene Ontology annotation, molecular function: carbohydrate:proton symporter activity. Gene Ontology annotation, biological process: carbohydrate transport; transmembrane transport. Lineage: Eukaryota; Fungi; Ascomycota; Sordariomycetes; Hypocreales; Nectriaceae. Bases 1 to 1356 code for a protein of 451 amino acids. The transcript is spliced from 2 exons. Gene Ontology annotation, cellular component: membrane. The record is from RefSeq and is a predicted model, not a curated record.